Messenger RNA from Anopheles aquasalis, 686 nucleotides. RefSeq lists its product as uncharacterized. Gene Ontology annotation, cellular component: mitochondrion; mitochondrial ribosome; nucleoplasm. Lineage: Eukaryota; Metazoa; Arthropoda; Insecta; Diptera; Culicidae. Gene Ontology annotation, molecular function: RNA binding. The record is from RefSeq and is a predicted model, not a curated record. Gene Ontology annotation, biological process: mitochondrial translation.
AAAUAGUUAGGAUAAUAAUGCAUUAAAUAUCACUUUUUUUGGUUUUACAGUUUCGUUGCGCAUUUAGAUCAGAAUACGCUUUACAGACGCUGAAUUUAUCCUUGCGUCGUAGUACACUGCGCUGAACAUCGCGAAACGUCAAAUUAUCUAACAACAAGAGCCAACAAGCAACAAGGCCGGAACGCCGGAAACGUUCCCUCUACUCUUCGGAAUAUCGCUUAAAGUCCAUCGCCGUCCUCCGGAACAGCCUCAAAAUGCGUGUGGCCACCGCUCUGCUGCGAGUUCGCAAGCCACAGAACGAAUCGGACGUGCCCUUCCAGGAGGUUCUGCCUUUGCGGCUCAAAAACCAUGUUAGUGGCAAAACGGACAAAACGAGCGACGUUGCCUGCCUGCAGGAGAUGACGGUACUCUUUUCCUGCCUCAAAACCAACGAUUUCAACGAGAGCUUAUGUGCGAAAGAGGUCGGUAACUUCCAGCAGUGCUACAAAGGAUAUCUUGGCAAGAAGUCGGCCAAAAAGGAAACCUCCGGCAAGGGUGUGCUAGUGGCGGGCAAGGAUCUUAACUAUAAGCAGCUGAACAAAGUGCUGAAAAAGUAUCCAACCUCGUCGCAAAACUAUUAGCGGCGAAGAUGUGUUUCGUUGUGCGUAAGUGUGUAAUUGUAGUGAAAUAAAAUGUUUUAAACAUUA